UCUAUGAAAUGAUUCAGCGGUUGAUGAAUCGUUUACUUCUUCUUUACCAAAUUGCCUAACAAGCAAAUUCCUUCUACAUCUGUUUAUCGAUAUUGUCUUCAAAUCAAUCAAAAGUUGUGAAUGGACUCCAGAAAUAGAGUGAUCAAUGCAGAGCACAAGUUCUCAGCGACCAAAUUGUUCAAUUACAGUAAAGGAGACACUGAAGAGCAUAUGAACAAAGCAUUACUCGAGGGAGCUCUUAGCUAUUCCCCUUCAAAUAGUACAUCAAGAACUACUGAGAUUGAAAGCCUUUGUUACUUGAAUGAAGCCGAAAAUCCCCAGAAGUUGCAGGAAACACCAUUUAAGUCAAGAGGUUUCAUAGAUACCUUUAAGAAGCUGAAAAUGGAACCAGGGAAACAAAAACAAAGGGAUACAGGUUUAACAUGUAAGAGUGUUAGACCUCCACCUCGUAAGAAGCACAAGCUUGAAGAAGCAAAAACAAGACAGAAUCAUCAAUGGAAAACAAAUCUAACAAUCCCCAAGAUACCCUGUUUACAGACAUUGCUGAGGCCACGACAUCUGAAGAUUAGUAAUUCCAAAGAACAGCUGGAGAAAGCUCGGAAAUUCAAGGCCAGACCUUUAAACAAGAAGAUACUUGAAAGUAAAGGGGAAUUGGGGCUAUUAUGUAACAAAAAACGACAAGUCACUAUACCUCAAGAAUUUCAUUUUGCAAUUGAUGAAAGAAUUCCACCACGAAGAACAGUCAAUGAUGCUCAACUGUUUAACAAGAUUACAUUGUGCUUAAAAUCCCACAACAAGAAACUAAUCCCAAGAAACACAAUAUCACGUCCCUUUCAUUUCCAAACAGAGGAAAGAGGGGCACAAAAAGAAAGCAAAUUUGUGGUCAAAAUCCUACACAAGCAAAUAGAAGAAGGGUCAUCCAAUGUGGUCACAAUAUCCAAAUCAUCAACAUUUAGUGAUCUUGUGAUGAAGGAAAGACGAAGAAAGUUGCAGCAUCAAACAUGAGUUAAUUACAAAAGAAAGAACUAGUGUGUAAACAAGAUUUUAUUCAAUACUAGUGAGCUCAUACAAGUCAACACCAAAGGUUUAG
Molecule: messenger RNA, 1090 nt
Organism: Lactuca virosa
Lineage: Eukaryota; Viridiplantae; Streptophyta; Magnoliopsida; Asterales; Asteraceae
Source: the annotation of a GenBank genome assembly